CCACCGGCUAAACUGCUCCCAACUUCCCAGCGGCUGCUGCCUCCCACCGCCGCCGCCUACAACCCCCAUCAUGCUGGACGGGCUGCGGGUCGAUGGCGCAGAGCAAUGACUGAGGAGCUCGAUGAAGACGUGGUGUUCGAGAACUCUCCUCUUUUCCAGUACCUGCACGAUUUAGGCCACACAGACUUUGAGGCAUGUCCGACGGCAUCGCAGGAGGAGGAAUAUGGAGGACCAGAGGGAGACCUCCCCCCGCCGCAGAAAACCUCUGGAGGACGGUUGUGGAGGUUGGCUGAGGCCGUGUGGAGAUGGAGCCCGAUGCACCAGGCAGCUGCAUCUCAUAAGCUGGAGCAGCAGCUGGACUGCGUGUUCGGCCAGUACUCGGUGAGGUGCAUUCUGGACCAGGACGUGCUGCUGCAGGAGGACGUGGAGCUGAUUGAGCUGUUGGACCCGAGCCUGCUCACCCUCGCCUCCUCGCUCUCUGGCUCACCCAGCCGAGCCAGCACCCUGCCCAGACCGAGCUUCAUCGCCAGGCCCUCCCUCUGGGACAUGGCGGGGCUGGUUGGCCUGGCCGCGGUGCUGAUGGGUCUUUGCUCCGUCUCCGAGGGCCUCUGGUCUCUGGCUGUCGCCCCCUGGAGCCUGGCCCUGCUGGGCUGGGUCGGACUGAGGGGGAUCACGCUCUGGAGACGGGGCCGUGUGCAGAGGGCCGUCCACGCCCGCGUCACACAGCUCCAGACUAUGGUCCACAACGGCAAGACUCUGACGGGCCUGUCUCGUAAAGCCCUGCGUCUGGUGCAGGAGACCGAGGUCAUCUCCAGAGGAUUCACCCUUUUGCUCGACAGGGUGAGUGCAGCCGGCUCCUUUAGCAGGGCGGGUCCAGGGGCGGUGCCGCGGGGCCAGCAGCUGAUUGGACUGAGGAAGGCUCUCUACCGGGCCCUCCGCUCAGCCUUCAGAGCCUCGCGUAGGGCCACCUGUCACAUGCUCAAGGCGUUUCCUCUCAACUCUGAGAUCGAUAACGUGACAAACUAUGUGUCUGCGGUGCCUCUGAAGGAGCUGGGCCUCGGCCUGGGAAUCGAGCACCUGGGGGACGAGCAGGCGCAGGAGCUGACGGACGACUACAGCCUGCCGGCCCUGAAGAUGCUGUUCCAGCUGUGGGUGGGACAGAGCUCUGAAUGUUUCCGCCGAUUGGCUCUUCUACUAUCCCCGCGCCGAAUAGAGGACCCGGAAGAGGGCGUGCUCAAAGGAGAAACCCCCCCUCUUCCUCCAUCUCCCCUGCACCUCUCUAUCGCCGCUGUAACUGAGCCCCUGCAUCUCGCCCUGGCCGGCUGCCUCUGUGAAGUGCAGCGCAGCUACGACUUCCACCGGCACUUUGAAACCCAGCCGAGGUCGACGGGCUCCGACAAGACCGGGCGAGCCAGGGAGAAGUGCCGGGAGCUCAACACCCUGCACACGUCCAUCCGAAGCCUUCAGCUGCACCUCAAGGCCAUGCUGAGCGAGAUGAUCAUCCUGGAGGACGACCUGGAGAAACUGAUGGUUUCCAAGGAGCUGACGGAGCUGUCGUGCGAGGGCUACCAGGACCUCAACGACCGGCUGCACCAGCUGCAGCCGCACAUGCAGGCCAGCACGGGCUGCUGGGAGGACAGCGUCAACCAGGUGGCGCGCAUGCUGAGACGGGCCAACGCCUGUUCAGGUAAUGCUGAAGGCCAGGAGCAGUGUGGAGCCCCUGUGACUGAGAUUCCUGCUCCUCCUCCAUCGUACCCCUUGAUCCUGGACAGAGACCCUGUGCCAGAGGAGCUGGAGUGGGAGGCCUACGUGUCCGACUCGGACUCUGACGGGGAAGGCCGAGGGUCUUUUUUUGACAUUUUGUCACCGGAGGAGCGGGAGCGUCAGCGCCGUGAGAGGGAGGAGUCUCGUCGCGUCCUGUCGGAGCUGAAGGCUGUCCUGGGCUUCCGUGCAUCAGAGGGGGAGAGGAUGAAGAGGAAGCAGCUGCUCUUCAAUGACCAAGCUGCUGUGGCGCUUUCAGCUUGCACUGAAGAUUCAGAUCCUGCCACCAACCCACCAGAUGCUCCGACCUCUGUAGGCUCGGCAGAAACCGGGGAUGAGGCGGGAAACCACAUCUCAGAGCAGCCCGCAGGAAGUGAUGGAGAAGAAACAGACAGGGUGAGCCCUGACCCCUCCGUGGAGCCGGUGAUGGAGUUCAUCUGUGGAGCGGAGGCGGAGGACAAGGAGUCGGUAGUGAGUUCAGUCUGCAACAGAGGAGGAGGAGGAGGGUCCGAGCUUCAUCAGUACGAUGGGCUCCUGGAGGAGGGGGCGGAGUCCCAGAACGGCCUGGACUGCCUCCUGCAGCCAAAAGUCACCGCCGUCACCUUGAUGGACAGACUGACUGAGAUCCACGGCUCCGAGGCUCUGAGUUUCAGCUCCGCCCUCGCUGCUCAGGUGGCGGCACGCUCACACUCGCUCGUCAAAAUGGAGGAGCAGACGUUUGGAGACGACGAGGAGGAGGAGGACGAAGAGGAGGACGAAGAGGAGGACGAAGAGGAGGAAUGCGACAGACGAACACCGGAGAAGGACUGAAAUGAAACUUUACUGCUUUAUCCGAGCACUGAGCAGAGACUUUGUUUAUGUCUGAUGGUCUGGAGUCUUUUAUCGAUGCGUCUGCUGUGUUACAUCUUAACUGUAUCUGGUGAUGAGAUAUUUAAAUUUCACUCUCUAUUACCCAUCCGUCCAUGUUACUGUACAUUACCCACGGUUCUUACUGCUCUCAUGCUGUUAAAACUCAGGAACCUGAACCACUAAAACAAAGACCAGACUUGACAGUGUUGAGGUCAGAAGAACAGAAUGUCGACAGGUUACUCUGUGACAGUCGACCUGUAGUAGGUGUCAGAACUGUCAAUCUGGAAAAGAUAUUUAUCAUAAUAAUAAUAAUAUUCUGAGACACGAGUGGUGAUUCUGACGAUUUGUUCAGACAGAAAGAAAAUAAAGAUCAGAGGUGGAAAUUCACUAAUUAAAAGGUUUUCCUUAUGAGCAGAAAAGACCUUUAUGAAUCUGUUCAAAUAUCAUUAAAUUAUUGUUACUCAUGAA
Molecule: messenger RNA, 3078 nt
Organism: Platichthys flesus (European flounder)
Lineage: Eukaryota; Metazoa; Chordata; Actinopteri; Pleuronectiformes; Pleuronectidae
Gene: vezt
Product: vezatin, adherens junctions transmembrane protein
Exons: 12
Coding region: 106-2571 (821 amino acids)
Biological process (GO): cell-cell adhesion
Cellular component (GO): plasma membrane
Molecular function (GO): myosin binding
Source: RefSeq, a predicted model, not a curated record